This is a messenger RNA of Manihot esculenta (cassava), 1817 nucleotides long. RefSeq names its product probable protein phosphatase 2C 5. The transcript is spliced from 9 exons. Gene Ontology annotation, biological process: protein dephosphorylation. Gene Ontology annotation, molecular function: protein serine/threonine phosphatase activity. Bases 182 to 1495 code for a protein of 437 amino acids. Lineage: Eukaryota; Viridiplantae; Streptophyta; Magnoliopsida; Malpighiales; Euphorbiaceae. The record is from RefSeq and is a predicted model, not a curated record.
AAUAUCGAAUGGGAGAUUAGAUUAGGACAUAACAGGUCAUAAUCAGAAAGGUGCUUGUCCGAAAAUCAGCUCCAAGACACACAGCAAAGCAAAACCCGCGUCUCCAUAUCUCUAGAUUUCUCCACCAAUCAAAAUCACUGAUACAUCUCAAAAUGGAUUGGCUUUAGAUCACUUAUCGUCAAUGCUGGAUCUGUUGAGGCCUCUUCAUGUUUCAACUGCUGAAGUAUCAAGGAUGACGUCCCCUCUCGUUCCACUUGGGACCUUGAUUGGUCGUGAGCUUAGGAACGAGAAGGUUGAGAAACCUUUUGUGAAGUAUGGACAAGCUGCUUUGGCUAAGAAGGGAGAGGAUUACUUUCUGAUAAAACCUGACUGCCAGAGAAUUCCUGGGGAUUCAUCAACAACAUUUUCUGUCUUUGCGAUUUUUGAUGGACAUAAUGGUAUAUCAGCUGCCAUAUUUACUAAGGAGAAGUUAUUAGAUAACGUUUUGAGUGCAAUUCCCCAGGAAGUCAGUCGGGAAGAGUGGCUUCAAGCCCUUCCUCGAGCAUUAGUAGCUGGUUUUGUGAAAACUGACAUAGAAUUUCAGCAGAGAAGGGAAACUUCUGGGACAACUGUGACAUUCGUUGUGAUAGAUGGGUGGACUGUGACUGUUGCUUCUGUAGGGGAUUCAAGGUGCAUCUUGGACAUCCAGGGGGGUGUAGUUUCACUCUUGACAGUUGAUCACAGGUUAGAAGAGAAUGCAGAAGAGAGGGAGCGUGUAACUGCAAGUGGGGGUGAAGUAGGAAGGCUCAAUGUUUUUGGAGGAAACGAGGUUGGUCCCUUGCGCUGCUGGCCAGGUGGAUUAUGUCUUUCUAGGUCAAUUGGAGAUACAGAUGUUGGAGAAUUUAUUGUUCCGAUACCGCAUGUCAAGCAAGUGAAGCUAUCAAGUGCUGGAGGAAGGCUCAUUAUUGCUUCGGAUGGUAUCUGGGAUGCAUUAUCUUCUGAUAUGGCUGCAAAGUGUUGUCGGGGUUUACCUGCUGAGCUUGCUGCCAAGUUGGUGGUUAAGGAGGCAUUAAGGUCAAGAGGGCUGAAGGAUGAUACAACAUGCCUUGUUGUUGAUAUUAUCCCAUCUGACGUUCCUGUCUUACCUUCUAUACCAAGGAAGAAACAAAACGUGCUUAGUUCACUUCUAUUUGGAAAGAAAUCUCUAAAUUCUGUGAGCAAAGCAACAAAUAAACUUUCUGCUGUUGGUGUGGUAGAAGAGUUGUUUGAAGAGGGUUCUGCUAUGCUUGCAGAAAGGUUGGGUAAAGAUUUUCCUUCAAACACAAACUCUGGGCUAUACAGAUGUGCUGUAUGCCAAGUCGAUCAAAACCCCACUGACGGUUUAUCAGUAAACUCAGGGUCUUUUUUUUCACCUGGAUCAAAGCCUUGGGAAGGCCCUUUCCUUUGCCCUAACUGUCAAAAAAAGAAAGAUGCCAUGGAAGGGAAAAUUCCAAGCAGACCUACAGUGAUUGCAUAGUAAAUCAUCUGGUAACAGAGUAAAUAUUUAUAUAUUUUUUUGGCUGGAAGUGGGAGCAUGCAUGCUGGUUUUUUGCUUUCUGUUACUGAUUGUAAUAGAUGUAUAAGAAAUGAGGUAGAGAUAUAGUUCCUAGGUGUUUUGUUUUACAACCGGUUGUGUCAAUUCUGGUUUUUCCCAGCUUUUGUUAAACUGACAGAGAACAGAGAUGUGACCUGAUAGAUAUGUUUGUGAUAGUUUGAUUGCUAACAGCUUGAAGUUGUAAGUAAAAAAUGAAGCUUGCAUAGUGAUGUGCUCAUCGCAGCAGCUUCUUAAUUGUGACCAA